Pristis pectinata (smalltooth sawfish) is the source of this 1426-nucleotide messenger RNA. RefSeq lists its product as uncharacterized. The record is from RefSeq and is a predicted model, not a curated record. Gene Ontology annotation, biological process: negative regulation of MAPK cascade; protein dephosphorylation. Bases 75 to 1280 code for a protein of 401 amino acids. The transcript has 5 exons. Gene Ontology annotation, molecular function: protein tyrosine/threonine phosphatase activity; MAP kinase tyrosine/serine/threonine phosphatase activity. Lineage: Eukaryota; Metazoa; Chordata; Chondrichthyes; Rhinopristiformes; Pristidae. Gene Ontology annotation, cellular component: cytoplasm.
AGGUAACGUGCGGGGCUGUGCGGGCUGCUCACCAUGGAGCUUGCUUCUUGUGGCAGAGCGGGGAGGUCUAAACAAUGGAACCAGUGGAGAAAUGGCACAAAGACUUGUUCGUUCUCAAGCUUCUGGACAGAAAGUUGAACUCAAAGGAAAAUGGGACCACAGGAAUGAUAGCUAAGCACCUCCUACAAGUACUUAAGAUCCACGACUGUUUACCAUUCUGCAUUACUCGAUCAGAUCGUGGUACAGGUUCAUGCCCAGACUUGGGAAUGAGUAGAAGCGAGCGACCCGGCUACAAGCACAUAACCAUGACCUCGACCCCGAAGCUUCCCGUCCGAUCACACAGGCCUCUCUGUUUAUCAGUCUCCUCGGACGGCAACGGGAGAUAUGUGGCUUUGGAAUCCCAGGAUUUUAAAAGCAGCCUGAAAUCCCAGAUGGACAAGGCCUCCACUACUGGAGCUUCUAGCAGCACGGGAUCUUUGGAGAGAGCUUCCCUCUUUUGUGCUUCUGGGUCAGCCACAUCUACGUCAAAUUUAUCAGGUUCCAAUGAAACGCUGGCUAAGACCAAGUCCUCCAGCAGGUUUUCUCUAUUUUCACCACCUUGGAACAGCAGCUCGGAAUCGGACUCCAACCCACCCUCGAGGUCUGGGUCCAAAAAACUUAAGAACCACAGUCGCAAGACCUCAAGCAAAACAGAUAGUCCAAAGGAUUGCAAGCGUGGCAUCCCUGAGCAGCUGCAGUACUCUGAACCUGUCAUUGCCAAGGUGACCGAAUACAUUUAUGUGGGGAAUCUCAACGCCGCCUACAGUGGACGUAUCCUGUGCAAAAACAACAUUGAUAGCAUUAUUGAUAUGAGCAACCUCCCUGGAGAGUUGAACAUAUGUCUAAUCCCAUGUACCUGCUCCAAGAAUGUAAAGCACAGCUGGUCUCGUCUCAAGGUCAACAUCAAUGACUUUUUGAAUGAAGAUGUUUUCCCUUUGAAAGAACACUGCUUUGAAGACAUCAAUGGGUGCAUCAGCGCAUCAGCUGAGAAACAAAAACGUGUCUUGGUUCAUUGCCGGGAUGGGUACUCCCUGGCACCAACGUGUAUCAUACAGUACCUCAUGCUGAAGCAAAACAUGCACCUCAUGACAGCUUAUGAAUUUGUGAGAUCCAAGUAUCCACUGAAUAUCAAGGAAUGUCAUCAGAAUCUCUUAGUAACACUUGAGAAGUCACUGAGGCCUGGAAAAAAGGACCCUGAGUGUUUUAAACAGGCACUGUCUCGAAAGAUAGCUUGGACUUAAUCUAAAGUCAUGUAUCUUCACAGCCUGUCCAAAUAAAUGCCUUAACGUUUCUCUCACAGUGUCUAUUAGUCAAAAGUUAGAAAAUGGAAACAUUUGCGUGCAAGUUUGUUUGGCUUGAAUAUUUUGUUUCACAUACAAAACUUGGA